Messenger RNA from Durio zibethinus, 2792 nucleotides. RefSeq names its product protein PSK SIMULATOR 1-like. The record is from RefSeq and is a predicted model, not a curated record. Gene Ontology annotation, biological process: positive regulation of growth. Lineage: Eukaryota; Viridiplantae; Streptophyta; Magnoliopsida; Malvales; Malvaceae.
UAACAAGAAGCAUGAACCCAAAAUUUAUCCCAACUUGGGUUUCCAUUUUUAUCCUCGGUCUGACCGAUUUAGUGUUUUCUGUCUCCUUUUGUCUCUUCCUUAUCUUCUUCACCUUUAUAACCUCUUCUGCUUCUUCCUCCUGUCAGUUAGUGGCCGCGGUUUUAGCUGUUGGAUACUAAACCAAGUCCUCUUCUUUCAUCCUUCUUCGGUUCAGUGUUGCUUUUCUGGAUGUAACCUUUUUACCCCUGGAUUGUAAGAGGUUUUGAGAAUGUCUGAUUAGUGCUUAAUCUGUAGUAUAUUGGGUUAUGGGACGAGAGAUGGUGAUUGAGUCGUGGUUUAGCAGUUCAUGGUGGAAUCCAAGGAGGAGUGCUUCAGAGAGUACUGACAAGGUGGUGCUUGGAAUCUUAGCUUUUGAAGUUGCCAGUUUGAUGUCUAAGGUGGUGAAUUUAUGGCAUUCUUUGGAUGAUAGGGAGAUCUUGAAGUUGAGGGAAGAGAUUACAAACUCGAUUGGAAUUCAAAGGCUUAUAUCUGAUGAUGAAAAUUACCUUAUGGAUCUUGCACUGAAUGAGGUAAUUGAGAAUUUUGGAAAUCUGGCUACGUCUGUGGCCAGGCUUGGGAAGAAGUGCACUGACCCUGUGUAUCACCGUUUUGAAGAUUUCAUAAAAGAUCCAAUUUUGAACAAUUUUGAAUGGUUUGGGUGGGAAUAUCGCUGGAAGAAGAUGGAGAGGAAAGUAAAGAAAAUGGAGAGAUUUGUUGCAGUUACAUUGCAGUUGACUCAAGAGUUGGAAGUGCUGGCAGAACUUGAGCAAACUCUCAGGAGGAUGCAGAGAAAUGCGGAGUCAGAUCGGGUGAAAUUACUUGAGUUUCAACAGAAGGUAAUGUGGCAGCGUCAGGAAGUAAAAAAUCUACGUGAGAUGUCUCCAUGGGUUAGAACUUAUGAUUACAUUGUCCGGCUUCUGUUGAGAUCACUUUUAACAAUACUUGAGAGGAUAAAAAAUGUCUUUGGGACCAACCAAAUGGCAUCUGUAAAUGGGAAUGAUGAUUUUGAAUCUAUUAAUAGUGACUGUCUUUCACGCAGCCAUUCCUUUUCCACUCUAAUGCCAUCUUCAGUAUAUCCUUCUGAUAAUAAUCUAUGUGGGUUCUCCUCUGGACCUCUUGGCAGGUCAUUUUCAAAGUCUGUGCAGAUCACUGGCAAGCAUCGAACCAAUAGCAAGCAUCUACAAUCUCAUUAUCAGUCCUCUGCUUUACAUGGCAAGCAGCCACAUUCAAAAACGAAACGGUCAGGUCAUGUUGCUGUUGGAACUUUUAAAGGAUGCAUGUCAGCUGGAAGCAAUUCUCCCAUUUUAGAGAGCUGCAAGCCAAUUGGCACCGGAUCUAUGAGGUUCAGUGGUGCUUGCACUAAAAAUAUUGACAAAAUAAACAAUUCAAAGAUGGAGUCACUGUCCUGCAGCAAUAAAAUAUAUUCUAAAUUAUCCAUUUUCAAUACCAAGCGCUUGUUGAGUGCUCCUACAUCAACACUUGGUGAUGCUGCUUUAUCUCUCCGCUAUGCAAAUGUGAUUAUUUUGAUAGAGAAACUAGUUUCAUCACCUCAGUUGAUUGGCCUUGAUGCAAGAGAUGACCUGUACAAUAUGUUACCUACAACUAUGAGAAAUGCUGUGUGUGUUAAACUGAAGUCAUAUGUGACGACUUUGGCUUCUUUCAUCUAUGAUGCUUCGCUUGCAGCAGAGUGGAACCUGGCACUAGUGCGGAUAUUGGAAUGGCUGGCUCCUCUUGCUCACAAUAUGAUUAGGUGGCAGUCCGAGCGUAAUUUUGAGGAACAGCAUCUGGUUUCCAGGUCAAAUGUACUUUUGGUACAGACGCUACACUUUGCAAAUCAAGCAAAAACUGAAGCGGCUAUUACCGAGCUUCUUGUGGGCCUUAAUUAUGUCUGUAGGAUUGGUAGAGCACACAAUGAAAAAGCUAUACAGGAAUCUGCUGGCAGCAGCUGUUCCCAAUAUUUGCUCAAAAGGGAUGACAUAAGAUAACACUUUAACUUCCUGUAGCAAUGCUGAAUGCCUCCAUGAGGCUUCAUUUUAACGUCCAGAGCAAAGAAGAAAUUUAUCCCAUUGUCCAGGUACUACGUUGAGUGUUAUGUUAAACUCAUAGCAUCUUGUUUGGAGCAAGCCUUUGUUAAUAUACUUAUUCAUUUGCAGUUGAUAGAUUCUCUAACUUGUUUAUAUAGUUGAUGAAUUUGGGUAGCUAGCCAUUUGUAACGCAUAUUACUUACAGUAACAUGAACUCACCUUGGUCUCGUCGGAGUAUUGGCAUAACUCAAGCAUUACAUGCUGAAUUAGUAUGUUUAGCACUUUAUUGCUGUUAGUUAAAUGCUAUUAUUUCGAACCCUGGUACCUCAUAAUUGCGAGUAACUAUUCUUUAAAAACAAAAAGGCUAUGGUGACAUUGAUGUUGUAGCGUCUGACAUGUCGAUAUUUUUUCCUGAGUGAUGGGAUUCUGCUUUGGUUCUUUUUUCUUGUAGGUUGACCUGGGCUAUGUGUUAAAAAAAGAUACUAGGAUAUUUACUAGUACUUGGAAUUUAUCUGUACCAAUAAAACUGUAGGUCCGAUAAGCUUCUUUGGUAGCUUAUUUUUGUUUUACCAACAUACUGUGUUUUUGCCCAUCCCACCAUAUUAGUUUGUCUGUUGCAGAGGAUUCUUCAAAGUACUUAUUAAUGCUCUGAACAAUUAAUCUUUGCAUAAAUGACACGCUUCUUGGGCGUUGCUUCCGAUGGUAUGAGCUUUCGUACUGUUAUCCCCA